AUGAAUGAACAAUGUUGUUGUAGUGAUCGUAAUGAAAUAUAUAAAAUAAUUGAAAAUUAUCGUUCGAUUCUUAAUCGACAACAACAAUUCAUAUCUAGUUGGAAAAUUUUUGAUAACAAUGGAAAAAUUAGUUUCAUACAUGGUAGUCAAUUUCGAAAACAUACAGAUGCACUUGUCAUUCGUUCAAAUUAUAUUUGUCUUAUUAAUCCCUGGUAUAAAUAUAUUGAUAUAAAAAAAAAUUUUCUAUCAAUUUUAAAACAAAAUCAACAUUAUAAAAUAUUUGAAAUUAUUUUACUUGAAUGCAAUUGUUCAACAAGUUUACAUAAAUAUGAAUUAGCAAUUAUUCAAUGUCCAUGUCUUGAACAAUUAAAAACUUAUUGUACAUAUUGCCAAUUAAUUUUAAUCAUGACAGAACAUUCAAAUAUUCUAUCAUCUAAUCGAUUAAUAAAAAAUGUUAGCCAACAAACGAAUAUUUCGUUUUCAUUAGAUUUUUUUCAUGAUAAAAUUAAUAUUCGUGAUCAUUUUUGCAGUCGAUUAGGACCAUAUCAAUAUCAACGUACAGUUCAAAUUCAAAUUGAAUCAGAACAAGUUCUUCGUGCUAUUACUGAAUAUGAAAUAAAUAUGUUAACAAAGAAGACAUCAAUAAAUGUUUUACAAUCACCACUUGUAUCAAGAGCAUUUGACGAAGAUGCUGAUAGUUCUCGAACAGAAACCAAGUCAAUCAUUCUUGUACAAGAUGAUAAUAUUAAACAAAAUUCAUUGCAAUCAAAUAUAGAAGAUCAUUCACCAAUUAGUUCAAUAUCUCUGCCUUUUCUUUCACAACCAAAUUUUUUAAAAAGUAUUUCAAGAAAAUUUUAUUCAAACAUUUCAUUAUCAUCACAAUAUGCAAUCGAACUAAAUAAAGAUUUGUUCUUAGAAAAAUAUGUAAAUCGAGGAACACAAACUAAAUUGUUUGCUAUUCUAUUACCAAAAAGUCCAUUAAAUAUAAUGAAACAAGCUAAAAUUGAAGACCGAACAUUAACAAAUGUAACACGAACUUGUCAAGUAAAUACACUUUCAUAUUUAAUUAAAACAAAUGAAAGUCACACAGACAUACAACAUUCAUUAGAAAAUAUUUCGAAUGUCAAACAAAUAAUUCUUGACAAUAAAAUUCAAUUAAAUAAAGAAUUAUUAUCGAAAGAAAAAACUUCAUCGACACAGUCUAUCCAUCAAAUUUCAAUUGAUCAUAAAUAUCAUGAAAAAAUACUCGAUAUACCUACUAUUGAAUUCGAUGGAGGUGAAUUACAUGAUGAUUUUAAAGAAGACAAACUUAAUUCUACGUCAAUAAAUGAAAAGAUUCAUUCGAAUGAAGAACAACCCGAAGAAUUUAUCUUAAUAUCAUCACCUCUCAAAUGUAUCAACACUUGUGAUGUUGUCGAUUUAGAUGAAUCUAUUACUCCAGCGGCUUCCCUCUUUAACGAUGGCACUAGCUUAACAUCGGCAUCAUCUGAUCAAAAAGAUGAACAACAUUGUCGACCUCUGUGUACCCCCAACCUUGAACAUACUAAUACACAACUUAAGAUCCAUAAAAAAUCCUUCAAUAAUUCCAACAUUCAUAUUAUCAAAUAUUCUACCAAUGAUAAUAAUAAUAAUAACAAUGAACAAUUAACAUACAACCAAAGAAAUCAUUCGUUAGCAUUCAUUGACUAUUUACCAUCAUAUACUUAUCAAACAUCAAAAUUAUUUCAUUUUAAAAUAAAUCUCUAUCGAACAUUAUAUCGAACAAGGCGACAAUAUCAAAAUAAAAAACGUAUCUAUAAUUUUCUUCAACGUCUAUAUCAUCGAAAAAAAACAAAAAUUUCUCAGUUAAACCUAUCUGAACAUCAUGCUUCAUCGCAUUUAUCAUCAUCAUCAUCAUCAUCAUCACUCAUGACGACAACUGAUGAUUACAAACAACUUGAUAAUUAUUUAUUGACUAGUCAAAGUAAUACAAUUAAAUAUGACACAUCAUGUCAUCGACAACAACAAUCGAUUAUUAAUUUGCAUCUAAAUAGAUCUGAUGUUACUUGUCAAUAUAAAGCAUACGAUCAUAUAAUAAUAGCUAGAGCAUCAAAAAACUCUACAGCAUGUAAAAAAUUACAAACAUUAUUGAACAAUCAUGAUACUUUUUUAGAACAACUUAUUGAUUCACAACUAAUAUUAACAUGUAAUAAUGAUUAUAGAUCAAUUUGUAUUCUUAUUGAUGAUCAUAAACAAUCAGAACAAUAUCGAUCAUCAUUUCUUCAUUAUAUUUAUACAACUUUAUCAAAUACUCUUAAAAAGAUUUUUGAAUAUGAUUCAAUACAAUUAACAUGUAUGAAUUUAGCUUUUUUUAAUAAUUCUCUUUGUGAUAUUAUUAAUAUGCAACGACUACGUUUGAUUGAUACAGCAAUGAAUCGUCUUAGUACAAAAAUGUUAUUUGCUCAUCAAAUAUUUAUUAUCAAUUUUUAUAGUGAACGAUCAUCUUUAUCUGGUUCAUUUCUCUUUUUACAAUUAGCACCUAUCUGUUCUAUACAAUCAAAAGGUUUAUUAACUAAUUUAAAUUCAACAACUUAUUCCGUAUUGAAUUUAAUAAGACAAUUAAGUAAUGGUCAAUUAUUCAAUCAUAAUAGAGCAAAACGAUAUCUUUUAAAUGAUUAUUCAUUAAAUCGUCUUUUGAAAAAUUAUCUUUUUUCUCCACAACAAACAAUGACUGUUUUUACAAUCAAAUCUAACGGAUAA
Rotaria sp. Silwood2 is the source of this 2739-nucleotide messenger RNA. The record is from the annotation of a GenBank genome assembly. Lineage: Eukaryota; Metazoa; Rotifera; Eurotatoria; Philodinida; Philodinidae.